Messenger RNA from Sorex fumeus (smoky shrew), 3843 nucleotides. RefSeq names its product hepatocyte nuclear factor 4 gamma (gene HNF4G). Lineage: Eukaryota; Metazoa; Chordata; Mammalia; Eulipotyphla; Soricidae. Bases 230 to 1456 code for a protein of 408 amino acids. Gene Ontology annotation, molecular function: nuclear receptor activity; zinc ion binding; RNA polymerase II cis-regulatory region sequence-specific DNA binding. The transcript is spliced from 11 exons. Gene Ontology annotation, biological process: cell differentiation; regulation of transcription by RNA polymerase II; anatomical structure development. The record is from RefSeq and is a predicted model, not a curated record.
CAAGCCAACUUGCCCGGCUCGGGAAAGUGCGGCGCCGGGCAGCGCAGCCGGGGAGGGGUGGGGGCAACCUGCGGCGGCGGCGGCGGCGAGAUGCGGCGGCUGCGGCGCGGCUGAUUUGCGACCCCGACUCCGCCGCGGCUCCGCGCAGAUGAGGAAACUGAAUUUGAGAGAACUUGAGUUCCUGGCCUAAUCUUGCAAAGCUGACAGUUCUGCCCCAGAGACCACAAGUAUGAAUACCACAGACAACGGUGUCAACUGUCUUUGUGCUAUAUGUGGAGACAGAGCGACAGGAAAACACUAUGGAGCAUCAAGUUGUGAUGGAUGCAAGGGCUUCUUCAGACGUAGCAUACGCAAGAGUCAUGUUUAUUCUUGCAGGUUUAGCCGGCAGUGUGUGGUUGACAAGGACAAAAGAAAUCAAUGUAGAUAUUGUCGAUUAAGAAAGUGUUUUAGAGCAGGAAUGAAAAAAGAAGCUGUGCAGAAUGAACGAGAUAGAAUAAGCACCAGAAGAAGCACAUUUGAUGGCAGCAACAUCCCCUCCAUUAACACGUUGGCACAAGCCGAAGUUCGGUCUCGCCAGAUCUCAGCUUCCAGCCCUGGUGUAAGCACUGAUAUAAAUGUUAAGAAAAUUGCAGGUGUUGGUGAUGUCUGUGAAUCAAUGAAACAGCAGCUCUUAGUGUUAGUGGAAUGGGCUAAAUAUAUUCCUGCCUUCUGUGAGUUGCCGCUGGAUGAUCAGGUGGCACUGUUGAGAGCUCACGCAGGAGAACACUUAUUGCUUGGAGCAACAAAGAGAUCUAUGGUGUAUAAAGAUAUUUUGCUUUUGGGAAACAACUAUGUCAUCCAUCGCAACAGCUGUGAAGUGGAAAUCAGUCGUGUGGCCAAUCGGGUUCUGGACGAACUGGUCAGGCCGUUUCAAGAAAUCCAGAUUGAUGACAAUGAAUAUGCCUGUUUGAAGGCCAUCGUAUUUUUUGAUCCAGAUGCAAAAGGACUAAGUGAUCCAGUCAAAAUUAAGAACAUGCGUUUCCAAGUGCAGUUGAGUUUGGAGGAUUACAUCAAUGACCGGCAGUACGACUCCCGUGGGAGGUUUGGAGAGCUGCUUCUGCUACUGCCCACCCUGCAGAGCAUCACUUGGCAAAUGAUUGAGCAGAUACAGUUUGUUAAACUUUUUGGGAUGGUUAAAAUUGACAACCUUCUUCAGGAAAUGUUAUUGGGUGGUGCUUCCAAUGACGUUAAUCAUCUCCAUCAUCCAAUGCAUCAACAUUUGUCUCAGGAUCCAUUAAAUGGACAAACAAUACUUUUAGGUCCAAUGUCUACACUAGUUCACACAGACCAGAUCUCAACUCCUGAAACCCCACUCCCUUCCCCACCACAAGGCUCUGGGCAAGAACAGUACAAAAUAACUUCAAAUCAAGCUUCAGUCAUAGCACAUCAAUCUCUCUCCAAACAAAAGCAAUUGUGAGAAUGUGUUUACUUCUGAACGGCACUGCAUAAAUGUGAAAAGUUGUUGGUCUUGAAAUAUCUCAGGAUAGUAAUUUUGGCUAAUUCUUAGCCAAGACUUCUUCAUGGUGCUGUUAUAAGAUGAUAUCCUAUUUUCUUGUUUAUAUACUCAUUUAUUUGUUGUUGCUAUUGUUUAAAACCUUUGGUUUCAAGCUUUAUGUAACUGAGUUUCGAUGUUUAUAUAGUAUGUUUUUCCAACUUCUCUUGCACUGUGCCUCAAAAAGUUGAAUAUUAUGUUCUACUUAUGUUGUCUUAAUAUAACUUAAAUCUGUAAAUAUGUGCUUUAUCAAGGUGUGAUGCAGAAGCAAAGUUUUUUGAUAUAAAAUAGAUCAGAAUACCAGAUUAAUAUAAAGUGAACCAAAUUUUUUACAAAUCUUAAAUUUUCAAAUUAGAAAAAUAAAACAUUUUUUUUGUAAAAAAGGGCAUAUUUCUUUGAAGAAUCACUAAUAGAAAGCCUGUGGUUAAGUUAUGUUGUUAAGAAAUAAGUUUUUCACACAGAAGAAAAUAAAUAUACCUUUGGUUUAAAACUUGCUAAAUCAUAUUUCCAGGUAUGACCAAGUGCUCUUUGAAAUCUCCUGUGUUUGAAGAUGUACAUUGAACAACAAAAUACAUUUUGCCAUUUGUGAUAAAGGCUGUACUAUAAAAAAAUUAAAAUAAUGGCAACCAAGAGCGAUGUUUAUUUUUCUCUUUCAAGUGUAGAAGUAUUCAUUGAUUAGAAUUUAGCUCAUGAACACAUCAGCUCCCACAAGACUGAGAGAUAAGACUUUAGGUAAAAAUUGAUGUACCUCUUAAAAUUGUACAACUGGGAAAUAGAUAUAGGGAGAUAAACUAACCAUCUUUUACAUGUGUUGUCUGGAUUUUUUUCUUCUGUUUAUUUUUUAAUCACUCUGGGAUUAUAGCUAGCGGUACUCAGGGACUGCUCUUCUAGUGGUGCUUGAGGGACUAUGUGGCUCUAGGGACCAAAGCCAGGCCUCCUGCAUCAGAAGAAGAAUGUACUCUAGUUCUUUGAGCUAUUCUUCCAGCCUGCAUUGUCUAACUGAAGCUUCUUCAAAACCCCAUAAGAGAUAUAUUACUAUCUUUUAUAGUGAAUGAAAUCUUUGGCAUCGGUGGUUUAAAUAAUUUAACCAAAGUUCAUACACUUAGAAUAAAAAAGCAACAUUGAAGAUCUGGUUGACUUUUAUGCGAAUGUUUGCAAUUGGGUAAUGCCUGCCUGAAUGGUGUUCAUAAUGUUGCCUAUAACACGUAUUUCCAUGUAAGCCUUCAGUGUGAAUUUGUUGCAGCGGGAAGUAGAAAAUUCUUUUCUACUUUUAAUUAACAUCUCUGCUAACAAGCUGUUAAAUUAAAAAAGUAAAAGAUGCAUUAGAUAAGUUCCAAGAAUACAAAAGCCACCAAUUAGACAGAUUUUUGAAAACCAAGGGUCUGAGAGAAUACAGUGCAUGUGUCAUUCUAGACUGAAGAGUGCAGAGUAUUAACUAAAGUAAGCUGGGGCCUAUUUUAAAACAGUUUAUGCUGGACUGUCUCAUGAGGCAAUAACUCUCUUAUCACACACAUCUGAGCACAAUAUAUUUGCUAAAGCAGGGAAACAUCGUUUAGUAAUUAUCACUGAUAAAGCGGUAUAUCCAAAAAUCUGAGAGCCACCUUUAAAUGUAUGUUAUUUUUUUUCAAGAUCCUCAGAAUUUCUGAUUCUAUGAUUUCAUAGUGUUCACUAAGUUAUGGGAUCUUAAAGUUAAACUGAACUCAAGUAGGGAAAAAUGAUUACUUAGAAACUAUCGAUACAUCCUUUAAGAGCUGGCACCUUCGUGAAACUGUAAAAUAUAUCUUUGAAAGAGAAAGUGAGAAAAGAGGAAAGUUUAUUUAAGUUUUUUUUUGAAAAUUUGCUCUAGCAUCUCUAUUUAAUGAAUAAGAUUCUUGAUUUUUUUAUAAAGAUAAAUAUCUUUGUAGUUUUCUCUUUAAUAUCAUAUGGUGUUCUCUUAGAAGAUAUUAAAAAAACCUUUGAAAUGUAAAAUUCAUUUUCAAUCCUUAACUUACCUGCAUACAUUUGCAAACAGCUAUGUGUGGGAAAUUAUUGCAUAAAAAUUGUUUUAAUAACUGUGGUCAGGGAACUUGUAAUAUAUUUUUUGUAUACUUAACUGCAAAAAGUGCUGGGCAAAAAAGUAAUAUUUUCAAAAUAUUGAUAAGGGAAGUUAUUGCAUUUUAUAUAGCACAAGACUUUUUUCAGGUAAUAAAAAUGAAUAAUUUAUUGUGAAAUAAUGAUUCAUUUUAUAAAUGUAAAAUUAUUUUUAUAAAUUUCAUUGUUGAAAAUCAAACAUUACUAGAUUUUUUAAUAUUAAAUUAUAGUGAUAUACAAUG